This is a messenger RNA of Colossoma macropomum (tambaqui), 4620 nucleotides long. It is a transcript of the gene mrc2, whose product is annotated as mannose receptor, C type 2. The coding region runs from base 95 to 4528 and encodes 1477 amino acids. The transcript is spliced from 29 exons. Lineage: Eukaryota; Metazoa; Chordata; Actinopteri; Characiformes; Serrasalmidae. The record is from RefSeq and is a predicted model, not a curated record. Gene Ontology annotation, molecular function: signaling receptor activity.
CUCUCUCUCUGUGUCUCUCUCUCUCUCUGUGUGUCUCUCUCUCCCUCUCUCUCUCUCCACUCUUCAGUCUUGCUUUUCGGCGCUCGCUGCAGCCAUGCAUCGCCGGGAGAAGCCCGGACCCUCAUGGAAAAACCUUCUUCACUUUUGUAGAUGCACUUUAUAUUUAUCGCUCCUAAGUCUGCACCCGAUGGUCGCGCUCACAGCACACACUGCUAAGUCGACUGAGUCGGACACUUUUGCCUUUUACCAUGAGGGUGCUCAGGGCUGUUUGGGUGUUCGGGAUCACAGUCUUUACCUCUCCUCAUCCUGCAAUGAAGAUGCUCAGCUGUGGAAGUGGGUGACCAGGAACCGCCUCUUCAACCUCGGAUCCUCCCUCUGCCUGGGCAUUACCGUGGGCAACUUGAGCGGACUGGCCGACCGCUCUCCGCUGGGCAUGUUCCGCUGUGACUGGGAGCCCCCCCGGGUACGCUGGUCCUGGAGCUGCAGCAAGUUCCUGGAGUCCCUCAAUACGCACCUGCCCAAUCCCAAACCACCAGCUACUGACCGCAACGGCUCGGCCACAGUUACCCUGCCUGUCAGACGCCCACCCGACAACCUGCAGUGGAGACUGUACGGGGACGAUCAGGACCUCUGCACAAAGACAUACCGCGAGAUCUACACUAUUCAGGGGAACUCUCAUGGCCGGCCCUGCUACUUGCCCUUCCUGUACGAUGGCCAGUGGUUCCACAGCUGCACCAGUGUUGGGCGGGAGGACGGCCAUCUUUGGUGUGCUACCACCCACGAUUACGGCAAGGACGAGCGCUGGGGAUUCUGCCCCAUUAAGAGUGCGGACUGUGAGACAUUCUGGGACACCGACUCUCUGAUGGAUAACUGCUACCAGUUUAAUUUCCAGGCCACUCUGUCGUGGAGUGAGGCUCGUACCAGCUGCCAGCAGCAGGGGGCAGACCUGCUGAGCAUUACCAAGGUGGAGGAGCAGAGCUACAUCAAUGGUUUGCUGACUGGUUAUAGUGCUGCCCUGUGGAUGGGUCUGAAUGAUCUGGACCUUAAUGGAGGCUGGCAGUGGGCUGACUCUGCCCCUCUUAAAUACCUCAACUGGGAGACAGACCAGCCAAAUCAUGAGGAGGAUCAGAACUGUGCUGUGAUCCGCACUGAAAGCUCAGGCCGCUGGCAAAACAGAGACUGUUCAAUGGCUCUGCCUUACAUCUGCAAGAAAAGACCCAACGCCACCCUGGACCCCUUCACCACAGACUCGUGGGCAGAUGAUGGUCAGUAUCAGUGUGAUGUAGGCUGGCAGAACUUCCAGGCUGGAUGCUAUAGGCUGAACUCUGAGAAGAUGGACUGGAACUCUGCCCAGAAAACCUGCCAGAAGAUGGAUGCCCACCUAGUCAGCAUCCACACCCUGCCGGAGCUGGAGUUCAUCACUGUGCAAAUGAAAAGAGAUGUAGAUGAAUUAUGGAUAGGCCUGCAUGACACCGCCAUGCAGAUGAAUUUUGAGUGGACAGACCGCACCCCAGUCAUCUUCACUUUCUGGCACCCGUUUGAGCCCAACAACUUCUUGAACACGCAGGAGGAUUGCGUCACCAUGUGGGGCCCGGAGGGCCGCUGGAAUGACAGCCCCUGUAAUGUCUCCUUGCCCUCCAUCUGUAAGAAAGCUGCUCAGAAGACAGAUGGACCGAUCCAGGACCACGGCUGCAGACCGGGCUGGAAGUGGCACAGUCCUGCGUGUUUCUGGGUUGGAGAGGAGUCUGUAACCUUUAACAAUGCCAAAAGGGCAUGUGCCAGCAAGAAUUCCACAUUAGCCAUUAUCAACAACAGGUUUGAGCAGGCGUUUGUGAACAGUCUCGUGUUUGGCCGUUCAAACGAUCAUUUCUGGCUGGGUCUGCAUGAUGAGAACAGCACUGGCCCCUUCCGCUGGCUCACUGGAGAGAAACUGACAUACGCCAACUGGAACCGGGACCAGCCAGCCCCUAUAAAAGGCGGAUGUGUUGCAAUGGCGACAGGACAUGCUACAGGCCUGUGGGAGGUGAAGGAGUGCAUGAGUGCACGCUCCAAAUACAUCUGCAGACAAGAAAAAGACUCUACUAUCUUCCCUGGACCCCCCAAACCACAGCCCACUCCCUCUCUUAGCGGGACGUGCCCUUCUGAGUGGAAAACAUCCGGCACGCUGCGCCACUGCUAUAAGGUCUUCCAAGCGGGGGAGCUGGAGAAGAAGCUGACGUGGAUCCAGGCUCAUAUGUUUUGUCAGAAGCACGGUGCUGAGCUGGCCAGCUUUGGCAACUCAGAUGAGGAAGCCUUCGUCUUUCAGGUCCUUCAUGAGGCCUUCGGGGAUGAGGAGGGUCACUGGAUCUGGAUUGGUUUAUCCCGCCGGAACAGCGACAGCUGGACAUGGAGUGAUAGAACAGUUGUGUCCUAUCAGAACUUUGGCAGGGGUCCGUAUAGCUCAGCACAGUGUGGAGCAGCGAACCCUGCAGACAUGAACUGGCUAAAGACAGAAUGUGACACUGAACUGGACUGGAUCUGCAAAAUACCCAAAGGAAAAGCGGAGUUGGAGCCUGAGACAGCUGAAGACUCUGGUCUUGAGUGGGUGAAUUUCGAAGAGGCCCAGUACAAGCUGUUUCCGCAUCGUUCCACAUGGAAACAGGCCCGGAGGAUUUGCUCCUGGUUUUCCGCCUCCCUCGCCUCCAUACACUCUAUCGAAGAGAGACAGUUUGUGGCAAGCAUCGUGCACAAGGUGUCAAGAAUGGACAGUGAUCCUUAUUGGAUUGGACUGCACACAUUUGAGAACGAUGGCCGAUACAGGUGGUCUGAUCACUCUGUGCUCAACUAUGUGUCCUGGGGACCUGGGCAACCUCGCCCCCUCACUAGAGACUCCAAGUGUGUCUACAUAUCUGGGUCUAAAGGUGAAUGGGCGGAACAGAAGUGUCAUAUAGAUUUGCCAUAUGUUUGUAAAAGAGUAAAUGUCACGGGCACGCCCCCACCCACCCCGACUCCGCCCCUCAUCCCAGCAGGCUGUCCUGAUGGCUGGAGUCCGUUCCUUCACAAAUGUUACAAGUUGUUUGGGCAAGAGGAAUUGAGGCGUGUCACUUGGUCUGCCGCCAACAUGAUGUGCCAGUCUCAAGAGGCAAAACUAACUACAGUGCCCAGUCACAUUGAACAAGCCUUCCUGGUGACUCUGCUGCCCAACACCAGUUUCCAUCUGUGGGUGGGGCUUACCUCAGAUUCUCAAGGACAGUUCAAGUGGGCAGAGCCUGGGUUGCUUAGCUACACAAACUGGGCUCCUGGGGAGCCUGUGGACAAGAGUGGACACAACAAAAACUCGCGUAACUGUGUGGUGCUUCUGCACAGUAGUCCUCACAGAACCACAGGGAUGUGGUCAUCUCGAAGCUGUGAAGGAGAGAAACAUGGCUACAUCUGCAUGAAGAACAAAGACCGUGCUAUACCCCCUGGUGUGGACCCACUCCCCCCUGCGGUAGAUGGGCCAUUGGAGUUUCAAGGGGUUCAGUAUCGUUUGUUACAGAAGCGACUGGACUGGAAGGGGGCUCUGCAGGUGUGUGAGUCUGUUAAUGGCAGUCUGGCUGCAAUAAGAGACCCGCGGCAGCACGCAUACCUCACACUCCUGCUCAGUACGCUCCGCAAACCUGCCUGGAUCGCCCUGCAUAACGACGGGGGUCGGAGCUACAGAUGGCUGGGUGAAGAGGAUGUCAUCUUCAGUGACUGGCAGGAUGGAGAGCCCAAUCAGGUGUUUGGCUGUGGUCACAUGACUCCCAGGGGCCAAUGGACUGUGUCUGCUUGUGAUGCUAAAUUAGACGCAGCCAUCUGUGAAAUUAAUACAGAGCACGACAUUGCUCACAGGUGGAGGUAUCCGGGACAUUGCCUUCAGAAGCUGGGUGACUGGCCCUGGAUUCCUUUUAGAAACUACUGUUAUGCUUUUAACCUGAACCAGCUACGGCUACAGCAUGAUGCCGUGCACACCUGCAAAAAAGUGGGAGCGGAGCUGUUGUCAGUGCUGGAUGAGAAUGAGAAUGGUUUCGUAUGGGAGCACAUUCAGGGCUAUCAAGAGCAGGCAAAUGGCGCGUGGCUCGGCAUGACCUUUAACCCCAGAGGAGGCGGUCUGCAGUGGCAGGACAGUUCGGUGGUGGAGUACACCAACUGGGAGCAGCAGGACGCUAAUCUGAGCAUGCUCUCUGCUAACAGCUGCUUCUGGGUGCAGAGCAACACGGGGUUCUGGAGACCUGGAUCCUGCAAGAAUCGCACUCACGGAGUCAUCUGCAAACGGCCACGAGGACUGGAUUCUUCAGGUGUAGCAGCUGACGUGGAUCAUCUUCCUGCUUUGGUGUUCAUCCUUCUCGCUGUGCUGGUCCUGAUUGCCCUCGUGGUGGGCGGAGUUUAUCUCUACCGGAGGAGAAGCUCUGGCUCCUCUGGGUCGUACGAGGGUGCUCGGUACAGCCGCACUAAUUCCACCCCCUCUGAGGAGGCAGAGAAAAACAUCCUGGUGUCAGAUAUGGAGCUAAACGAGCAAGGGGAAUAAUGGAGGACGAGUGAUUAUUAAGAAUGAAAACUAGCCUGCACAUUCAAUGACUAAUUGAACUGAAUUCAAUUUUUAUUUUUGUUUUUGAUUUU